CCGCUCUUCAUCUGCAGCUUCCCAUCCUUUUAUUAAUAAAUGACGGCCGAAGCUUGGUGUUGUCUGCGUGCGCAUUUUACGAAGCCGAAUUGCUUUAGAACAAGCACGGAAAGAUUUCAUUGCAAUGGCAGGGGAGCAGACACAUAACAGCCCUUUAGAACCGUUUAUUCUGCUGGCCAAAAACACAAAGGGGGCAGCGCUAAUAGCCCUUAUUAAUCAGCUGUUGGAGGCUCCAGGGGUUUACGUCUAUGGAGAGUUCCUGGACCUGCCUCACGUCCAGGAGGUUUCCAAGGGUCCUAACAGGGAAUAUUCCCAGUUAUUAAAUAUAUUUGCUUAUGGAACUUACCUCGACUACAAAGAAAAUGAAGUCAACCUUCCUCCACUGACAGACCUCCAGAAGAACAAACUGAGGCAGCUAACCUUUGUCAGUCUGGCUGGUUCUAUGCAGUGUAUCCCCUACUCCAUGCUGCUUCAGGACCUCGAGCUGAGAAGCCUGCGGCAGCUGGAGGACCUGUUUAUCGAUGCCGUCUAUGCUGACGUAAUCCGUGGGAAGCUGGACCAGCGCAGGCAGCUGCUGGAGUUGGAAGCCUGCAUUGGCCGGGAUGUCCGACCCAGGGAGAUGGCUCACAUUGCCCGCACCCUGCAGGAGUGGUAUGCAGGAUGGAUCAGGAAGAGAACAGAUAAGGGGAACCUGGAGGCAAAUCAUGGCUGUACUCUGCUGUCUAGUCCUAAUGAUGUUUUUAAGUGUAGCAGCUGCUGGACUGUAAUGAGUGCCGUGGAGUUGCAGGUCGACAGGGUCAGCCAGUUUCGAGCAAGGCGUCUCCGGAGUUCAGCAGCUGAUGAAGGCUGAAAUGAGGGCGCAUCGUGGAGUGGGGGCUAAGGAUGCCGGCCUUUACGUUAUUGUGCCAAAUGUUCAAAUUAUUAGUAGUUAAGAAAUGACAAUGGUGACUGAUUUGUGUGAUGUCUGCCUGGUUUUAGGCUGGCCGUCUAGGGGUCUGACAUCCAGAAGUUACUGAUAACCACACCUGUAGUAAUGCCCCAGAAUAUGGACUGCUCUGUAAAACAGGGGGGUACAGCACAGAUUGCUGGCCAUCAUUAAGGACGGUAUCCAAAGAGAAUGGGCAGACACAUCUACAACAAUAACCAAUUGGCCCUUUGUGGGUGGGGGGGGGAGAGAGAGUUGUAUUUCAUAAACAAUUUUUUUAAUGGAUAUAAUAAUCAAACUACAUUCUAUAUUGGUGGGUUCAGUCAGAAUAUAAUCUUUAUUUUAGUUCUGAAGUAGUAUAAGGUUUGACCACUUGAUUGGUGAUAGUUUUGUGUUUCUAAUCUGACUUUGAAUUAAUGUGCAAGUCUUUGUAAUGUUCGUCCGUUUGCAUAUUAACGAAGCUGCAUCCAGAUUGCAUCGUACUGCUAUGAGCAGAGGCUACACUUAAGUUUGACUCGUAUAUUAAGUAGUCUAAUCUUAAACUUUUUCUUGUCUUGCAUUUUUUUUUUUAAUCUUUCAAAAGUUCCUGAUUUUUGUGUUGCCGCGGUUAAAAUUGUAAUUUGAUCGGAAUGCUUUGCUUAAUCAAGUUAAAGGCAGAUAACGCUGAAAUUCUUUUUUUUUUUUGGGGGGGGGGGUGGAUUUAAAUGUAAUUUUGUUCCUCGGACAUAUUUAUGAGUUGUCAUUUUUGUUUGAUAAUGGGCAAAUAUCUUUAUGAGAUAAUAUGAAAAAGAUUGUUUGUUUGAAUAAAAGAGUGGCCUUUU
Molecule: messenger RNA, 1746 nt
Organism: Brienomyrus brachyistius
Lineage: Eukaryota; Metazoa; Chordata; Actinopteri; Osteoglossiformes; Mormyridae
Product: COP9 signalosome complex subunit 7b-like
Exons: 6
Coding region: 125-850 (241 amino acids)
Biological process (GO): COP9 signalosome assembly
Cellular component (GO): COP9 signalosome
Source: RefSeq, a predicted model, not a curated record